AUGGCGCCCAACGGAUAUUACACGGCCGUGUGCUAUCCUUGCACGGUUAAAGGCAAGCAUGAGUGCGACCUGGUGCGAAAGUACCCGGAGCCUUGCACCUCAUGCGCCAGGCAGAAUGCCCUGCGUCCGACAGGGAUGGCCAAGAUCACAUGCGACAGAACAAGAAUGACAAUGGAAGAAUACCAGCGCACCUUGACUGCGGACAAGCAGAAGUCAGCUCUGGCGCAACAAGCCAGCGCCCAAAUGGCGACCUACCCGGUAAAUCACGUCCAGGCACAGGGCCCGAACAGCUUCGUCUUACCGUACAACCCUGCGCAAGCGCACAUGCUCAAUCCAAUGGCCGGUAUGUUCAACAUCAACCCAGUGGCCGGCAUAUUCAAUUUCAACCCAAUGGCUCCGGUUCCAUACCCAAUGUACAGCUUCCUCGCAGGUGGAGGAAUAUUACAAAUGCCGCUCAUGCCGCCCACGAAGAGUCGCAGCGCAAAGAAGCAUCACAAUCGCAACAGAAGAGUCAAGGAGACGAAGCAAAUGGAGGAGGCAAUGUUCUCGCGCCGAGCAGAAACCCGCGAAUCCAGUGAGGGCAGCGAGGAAGAAUCGCGCAAGCGCAAGACUGCCGAGCGCGAACGUGAAAAAAUCCGAGAGGAGCUGGCCCAGAUCACCGACACGCGCGACAUGCUGAAUUCUCGAUCGAUGGAGCUUGUUGAAGAGCUCAGGAAGAAAAAAGAGGGGCAUGAGCGAGAGCGCGGAUGGCGCGAGGGCAAUGCUUCGCGUUUGGUGGACCCUAGGUCUCAUCUGCCGCACUUCAAGACCGAGCGAGAUGGCAAUGCGGCGCCCAAUGCCCCAAUUGGCCAAGGGUCAAUCGUCCGGCCCGUUCAGGAAGGCCCUCUCAUGCUUGCUGGGCCAUGGCCAUCUGCGGGUGGUGCACCUGAGAAUCGUCCUUCAGCCUCUGCGACAGGCCUCGGAUCAUCGAACAACAUGAUCGAGCGGCCGAAUGCCGAAAUCUUCCCGAAUCUCCCGGGACUGGGCAUCGUGGUCCAUCAGCCAAAUCACCAGAACUUCCCGACUGUUCCUGUACUGGAGAACCGUGUUGCUAUAACCAAUAAGCCGAAUUGUGAGGGCUUCCCGAUAGAAAUUCGACCGGGUGGAGGGGCUGGCGCAGUCGAAAGGCCGAACUGUGAAGACUUCGCCGAGGAGAACCAUGGCCUACCAAAUCCGACAUGA
Saxophila tyrrhenica is the source of this 1221-nucleotide messenger RNA. RefSeq lists its product as uncharacterized. Bases 1 to 1221 code for a protein of 406 amino acids. NCBI's taxonomy places the organism in Eukaryota, Fungi, Ascomycota, Dothideomycetes, Mycosphaerellales, Extremaceae. The record is from RefSeq and is a predicted model, not a curated record. The transcript has 2 exons.